Oenanthe melanoleuca is the source of this 3389-nucleotide messenger RNA. RefSeq names its product Opa interacting protein 5 (gene OIP5). Gene Ontology annotation, cellular component: chromatin; nucleus; chromosome, centromeric region. NCBI's taxonomy places the organism in Eukaryota, Metazoa, Chordata, Aves, Passeriformes, Muscicapidae. The record is from RefSeq and is a predicted model, not a curated record. Bases 70 to 975 code for a protein of 301 amino acids. The transcript has 4 exons. Gene Ontology annotation, biological process: CENP-A containing chromatin assembly; chromosome segregation.
AAAGGCGCGCGCUGCGGGGCCCUCUGCCCAAUAGCCGCACAUGGAGAGGAUUGACGUGCCCGCUGACCAAUGGCAACGCGGAGAGGCGAGCAGCGCUCCAAUGGCGAGGCUCAGGGGGCGGGCCCCGCGCCCGAGCGCUGGGCGGGAGGAGAUGGCGGUGCGGCGGCUGCUGCAGCAGCUGUUCCCGGACCCGCAGCCCAGCGGGGCCAUCGUGCUGGAGCGGCCGCCCGCCCCCGCCGCUGCUGCCUGGGUCUCGCCUUCGGCGCCCCCGCCGCCUCCGCCAUCUCCGCCUUCGCCGCCGUCUUCCCCGUUGCCGCCGGCCGCGUUGCCGGCGUCGCCGCCGCGGCGGCAGGGUCCGCUGCCGGAGGAGUGCGCCGUGUUCUGCUGCCGCCGCUGCUGGACGGUGCUGGGCGACUCGCUGCAGCUGUGCGGGCAGGAGCCGCCGGGGCUCAGCGUCCUCAUCUGCUUCAGUCAGUGCCUCGGGGCGGCGGCGGGGGCCGGGCUCGCUCCGGGCACUCUGGAUUGCAGCGCGUCUCUCUGUCUUUGUCCCCAGAAGUCACCAGCGAUGUGACCAGGGAGGACUCGCUGUUCUUCGGCCUCGAGGGAGCUCUCCUGGGAUGUGCUUAUUAUUUAUUAUCCUGUCGGUGGUGUGGCUUGGCCGUGGGCUUUAUUCUUUAUUCUUCUGGCAGUGACCUGGCCUAUCUCAGAGACUCCUUCUGUUUCUUCAAGGAGAACAUAAUCUGUUACCUCUUAAAAACCCACAGGAUUAUAGAAGCUUCUGAGGUGAAUUUUCCACCUGUAACCUCAAUGGAAUACAUGCAGAAAGUGAAAGAAAAGCUUGUGGCCUUCAAUAGUCGCUUAGAAUUAGUGAUAAAGAAGCUGGAGAAACAGGAACAAAAUAAUUAUGUAACAGAAUGGCAAAACUCUUCAGCAGAUCAUGACCUACUAUCAGCAUAUGCAAGAGUUAAUAACUAAUACCCAUCUUCAAGAACUGCUGGAGUUGUUUCUGCAUCUCUGCUGAGUUUGGUCAUUAUGAAGAAAUAAUACACCAGGCGAGGUUUGAGCGUUGAUCUGUGUGUAGAAAGAACUGAUGAUGAAGUACAUCCCUUCAGGGGAAACCUGAAAAUCUGGCAUACUGAAGUUAUGUUUGGAAGACUGAAUAGCUCAGCCAUGCAGCACAUCACUCUCUGAGGCUGCAUAACUGUGGGUUUGGUUUUUCUAAUGACUUCAGGGGAAAAACCAGCCUUGUAAAUAUCUAAGUCAGGUUUCUGGAGCUAUGCAAAACAUACAACAAGGUGAUGAUAUUCAAGAGCCACCAUUACAAACUGAACAUUCUGAGAGACCUAAAGCUCUUUUCCUACCUUUUAAUACAGACACAGUGUUAAUGGCAGCCUUGGUUUUAAUGGCAGCCAGUUUUUGGCCAAGUGGCUCAUUAGCUACAUCUGAUGUGUGAGCCACUGCUAAAUGGACUCCUGAAUAGUUUUAAUGUCUGUGUGUGUUGCCUGCAAAAGCAGCAGAUAAGCAUGUCACAGAUGCUGCAGUGUUCCUAGUGCAUGAGUCUGGAUGGCACCAUGGAGGCAGAACACAAGGUUUCGGAUUUCAGGUAAAGGGCAACCCACGUGUCUGCUGAAGGGCAGCCCCAGGGAUGGAGUCAAAUUCUGCCAGCUAAGGCUGUGAGCAACUACCUUGAACAGAUUUGAGCGUUUCUUUCUGGAACGUCAGCUAUGAAACCAAGGAAGGGUCUUCUGCACAAUCAUGGAAGCACUGCUUUCCUGCACUUAUGAUUUGCCUGUUGCCUUCAACUGGCCAGUUAAGAUGUUUCACAAAAAAUACCUCUCAUGGCUUAUUGGCACUUCUCUGUUGAAAAUUGCUUCUGCUUAUUUCCAAACGUUUAGAAAAUAAUUUUACAGAAAAGAAAGCACUACUUACCCUUUGUUACUGGGACAGAAUAUCCCUAAUUCUUGUUUUUGGAAUAUUAAGGGCCCUUUUCUUCUCCCUUUUGCUGCCUAAAGGGGCUAACGUUUUUCUCUAAAGGAAUAAAGAACUUUAUGGAAAGUUUAGUAGUUGUCUCUAGUACUCUAGAGAGGAUUCUAUUUACUUGAUCAGCUGAAUUCCAGCAAUUCAAAUUGCCUUCUCCUUCCAUAUACAUGACCAGCAGGUUGCAGACCUCAUUGUUGCUGCUGCUGCCAGUUCUGCGUUUUUUGUCAUUUCUAAAAUAACUUAUAAUGGGCUUGGAGCAGAGGGGACAAAACUCACUGUAAGGCACCUCAGAGGUUUUAGGUGGGCAGCUGGUACUUAGGCUGUACUAAUGCUCACUGUGCCACUUUCUGUUUGGGAGUUCUGUAUCGUCUUAGUUCCUUGUGGUAAGCAAAACCACAGAGUAUCAACAGUCAUUCUGCAAGGAGGGGAGGGACUCUCAAAUUCUGAUACCACCACUAAAGUACUUCCUUAGUGCUUGUGUUGUUGCAUGAGUCUAAGAAAUGUGAUUGAAAACGGGACUAUUUGAUUUUGCCCUUUCAUUCCAGUUUCUGCAUUGAGACUGAUUCUUGCUGUUUUAUAUAUAUACUAUGAACAAUGCUAAAUUGUUUUGCUUCAUUAGUGUUGAUCCCUAAAAGAAAAUGAAAGCUGUCAGUUACAUUUUUGUAUCAAAGUUGUGAAGAAGGAAUUUGUUAAAUAAAAGCUGAAAUUCAGAAAUUCAUAUUGUGUCAAUCAUUGCCACUGUUAUAUGUCUCCUAGGCCUACUUCUUUGCCUUUGAUUGAUUCUGCAGAAAGAAAAGCAUCACUUCAUCUUGCUUUGGUCCUCAUUUGUUAUGAAGCAUCAAAGUAAUGGUUUCUUAAAUUAUAUUACUUAGCAUGAAUUCAAACAGUGAGUAUGUGCUGAAAAAUAGCUGGUAAAUUUUUAAACUGCACUUCUGUAAUCUUUGAAACUGGGAAGACCUCUGCCAACCACAGAAGAAAUUUUUCGUAAGUGUAGUCAUCAAAACAAUAAACAAUACAUAUAUAAAACAGUUUUCUGAGGGGCAUUGUUAUUCUCAGGCAAUCAAUACAAGAAAGAGAGGGUUUCUGCUACCCUCUAGAACAGCCCAUGAAGCUCUUACCUUAACUGGUAAGUUAAGCAUCUUAGAAUGAGUGGAUUAACAAUUUUUGUUUAGCUGCUGUCUAAGUCAAAAGCUCUUGUGCCUGAAGUCUGCUUGGGGAGCUGAUCCCAAAGCAGAUAUCCAGCAUAUAUGAAUUCAGUUAAGUUUUCACAAAGCUACAGCAAGUACACCUCAGAAGUGGAGUGGAAUGUAUAGUAAUUUGGUUAAUUUGUCUUCUGAACAGAUGACACAUCCAGUUUUAGUGCAUUCUCAGCCUGUGCUGCUUUAUUGCUAAAAAAAUUUGUAUACAGG